Molecule: messenger RNA, 4376 nt
Organism: Gorilla gorilla gorilla (western lowland gorilla)
Lineage: Eukaryota; Metazoa; Chordata; Mammalia; Primates; Hominidae
Gene: VHL
Product: von Hippel-Lindau tumor suppressor
Exons: 3
Coding region: 164-805 (213 amino acids)
Source: RefSeq, a predicted model, not a curated record
GCGCACAGCCUCCGGCCGGCUAUUUCCGCGAGCGCUUUCCAUCCUCUACCGAGCGCGCGCGAAGACUACGGAGGUCGACUCGGGAGCGCGCACGCAGCUCCGCCCCGCGUCCGACCCGCGGAUCCCGCGGCGUCCGGCCCGGGUGGUCUGGACCGCGGAGGGAAUGCCCCGGAGGGCGGAGAGCUGGGACGAGGCCGAGGUAGGCGCGGAGGAGGCAGGCGUCGAAGAGUACGGCCCUGAAGAAGACGGCGGGGAGGAGUCGAGCGCCGAGGAGUCCGGCCCGGAAGAGUCCGGCCCGGAGGAACUGGGCGCCGAGGAGGAGAUGGAGGCCGGGCGGCCGCGGCCGGUGCUGCGCUCGGUGAACUCGCGCGAGCCCUCCCAGGUCAUCUUCUGCAACCGCAGUCCGCGCGUCGUGCUGCCCGUAUGGCUCAACUUCGACGGCGAGCCGCAGCCCUACCCAACGCUGCCGCCUGGCACGGGCCGCCGCAUCCACAGCUACCGAGGUCACCUUUGGCUCUUCAGAGAUGCAGGGACACACGAUGGGCUUCUGGUUAACCAAACUGAAUUAUUUGUGCCAUCUCUCAAUGUUGACGGACAGCCUAUUUUUGCCAAUAUCACACUGCCAGUGUAUACUCUGAAAGAGCGAUGCCUCCAGGUUGUCCGGAGCCUAGUCAAGCCUGAGAAUUACAGGAGACUGGACAUCGUCAGGUCGCUCUACGAAGAUCUGGAAGACCACCCAAAUGUGCAGAAAGACCUGGAGCGGCUGACGCAGGAGCGCAUUGCACAUCAACGGAUGGGAGAUUGAAGAUUUCUGUUGAAACUUACACUGUUUCAUCUCAGCUUUUGAUGGUACUGAUGAGUCUUGAUCUAGAUACAGGACUGGUUCCUUCCUCAGUUUCAAAGUGUCUCAUUCUCAGAGUAAAAUAGGCACCAUUGCUUAAAAGAAAGUUAACUGACUUCACUAGGCAUUGCGAUGUUUAGGGGCAAACAUCACAAAAUGUAAUUUAAUGCCUGCCCAUUAGAGAAGUAUUUAUCAGGAGAAGGUGGUGGCAUUUUUGCUUCCUAGUAAGUCAGGACAGCUUGUAUGUAAGGAGGUUUGUAUAAGUAAUUCAGUGGGAAUUGCAGCAUAUCGUUUAAUUUUAAGAAGGCAUCGGCAUCUGCUUUUAAUGGAUGUAUAAUACAUCCGUUCUACAUCCGUAGUGGUUGGUGACUUGUCUGCCUCCUGCUUUGGGAAGACUGAGGCAUCCUUGAGGCAGGGACAAGUCUUUCUCCUCUUUGAGACCCCAGUGCCUGCACAUCAUGAGCCUUCAGUCAGGGUUUGUCAGAGGAACAAACCAGGGGACACUUUGUUAGAAAGUGCUUAGAGGUUCUGCCUCUAUUUUUGUUGGGGGGUGGGAGAGGGGACCUUAAAAUGUGUACAGUGAACAAAUGUCUUAAAGGGAAUCAUUUUUGUAGGAAGCAUUUUUUAUAAUUUUCUAAGUUGUGCACUUUCUCGGUCCACUCUUGUUGAAGUGCUGUUUUAUUACUGUUUCUAAACUAGGAUUGACAUUCUACAGUUGUGAUAAUAGCAUUUUUGUAACUUGCCAUCCGCACAGAAAAUAGGAGAAAAUCUGCAUGUUUGAUUGUAGUAUUAAUGGACAAAUAAGUGUUUGCUAAAUGUGAGUAUUUCUGUUCCUUUUUGUAAAUAUGUGACAUUCCUGAUUGAUUUGGGUUUUUUUGUUGUUGUUGUUUUGUUUUGUUUUUUUGAGAUGGAGUCUCUCUCUUGUCACCCAGGCUGGAGUGCAGUGGCGCCAUCUCGGCUCACUGCAACCUCUGCCUCCUGGGUUCACGUGGUCCUCCUGCGUAGCUGGGAUUACAGGUGCCUGCCACCACGCUGGCUGAUUUUUGUAGUUUUAGUAGAGACAGUGUUUCGCCAUGUUGGCCAGGCUGGUUUCAAACUCCUGACCUCAGGUGAUGCGCCCACCUCAGCCUCCCUAAAUGCUGGGAUUACAGGUGUGUGGGCCACCGUGCCUGGCUGAUUCAGCAUUUUUUAUCAGGCAGAACCAGGUGGCACUUCCACCUCCAGCCUCUGGUCCUACCAGUGGAUUCAUGGAGUAGCCUGGACUGUUUCAUAGUUUUCUAAAUGUACAAAUUCUUAUAGGCUAGACUUAAAUUCAUUAACUCAAAUUCAAUGCUUCUAUCAGACUCAGUUUUUUGUAACUAAUAGAUUUUUUUUUCCAUUUUUAUUCUACUCCUUCCCUAAUAGCUUUUUAAAAAAUCUCCCCUGUAGAGAAACAUUUGGAAAAGACAGAAAACUAAAAAGGAAGAAAAAAGAUCCCUAUUAGAUACACUUCUUAAAUACAAUCACAUUAGCAUUUUGAGCUGUUUCCUUUCAGCCUUUUUAGGGCAGAUUUUGGUUGGUUUUUACAUAGUUGAGACUGUACUGUUGAUACAGUUUUAUACCCUUUUUCAUUUAACUUUAUAACUUAAAUAUUGCUCUAUGUUAGUAUAAGCUUUUCACAAACGUUAGUAUGGUCUCCCUUUUAUAAUUAAUGUUUGUGGGUAUUUCUUGGCAUGCAUCUUUAAUUCCUUAUCCUAGCCUUUGGGCACAAUUCCUGUGCUCAAAAAUGAGAGUGAUGGCUGGCACGGUGGCUCCCGCCUGUAAUCCCAGUACUUUGGGAAGCCAAGGUAAGAGGAUUGCUUGAGCCCAGAACUUCAAGAUGAGCCUGGGCUCAUAGUGAGAACCCAUCUAUACAAAAAAUUUUUUAAAAUUAGCGUGGCAGCACACAUCUGUAAUCCUAGCUACUUGGCAGGCUGAGGUGAGAAGAUCAUUGGAGUUUAGGAAUUGGAGGCUGCAGUGAGCCAUGAAAAUCAGGCCGGGCAUGGUGGCUCACGCCUAUAAUCCCAGCACUUUGGGAGGUCGAGGUGGGCAGAUCACCUGAGGUCAGGAGUUCGAGACCAGCCUGGCCAACAUGGUGAAACCCCGUUUCUACUAAAAAUACAAGAAUUAGCUGGGUGUGGUGGCGCACGCCUGUAAUCCCAGCUACUCAGGAGGCUGAGGCAGGAGAAUCACUUGAACCCAGGAGGCAAAGGUUGCAGUGAGCUGAUAUCGCACCAUUGUACUCCAGCCUGGGUGACAGAGCGAUACUCUUGUCUCAAAAAAAAAAAAAAAGAAAUUCAAAUCAGAGUGAAGUGAAUGAGACACUCCACAGUUUUCCUUCUACUCCAAAUUUCAACUGAUUUUUGCUCCUCCUUUCAACAUUCAACAAAUAGUCUUUUUUUUUUUUUUUUUUUGAGAUGGAGUCUCGCUCUGUUGCCCAGGCUGGAGUGCAGUGGUGCGAUCUCUGCUCACUACAAGCUCUGCCUCCCGAGUUCAAGUGUUUCUCCUGGCUCACCCUCCUGAGUAGCUGGGAUUACAGGCGCCUGCCACCAUGCCUGGCUAAUUUUGUGUUUUUAGUGGAGACGGGGUUUCACCAUGUUGUCCAGGAUGGUGUUGAUCUCCUGACCUCGUGAUCCACCCACCUCAGCCUCCCAAAGUGCUGGGAUUACAGGUGUGAGCCACCGCGUCCAGCCGGCUUUAUUUUUUUUUUUAAAGCUGUAUUUGUGUCAAAAUGAUGGUUCAUGCUCCUCUUGUUAAAACAUGCAGGCCGAGCACGGUGGCUCAUGCCUGUAAUCCCAGCAUUUUGGGAGACCAAGGCGGAUGGAUCACCUGAGGUGAGGAGCUCAAGACCAGCCUGGCUAACAUGGUGAAACCUCAUCUCCACUUAAAAUACAAAAAUUGCCGGCCACAGUGGCUCACGCCUGUAAUCCCAGCACUUUGGGAGGCCUAGGCGGGUGGAUCACGAGGUCAGGAAAUCAAGACCAUCCUGGCUAACACGGGUGAAACCCCGUCUCUAUUAAAAAAUAGAAAAAAUUAGGCGGGCGUGGUGGUGAGCGCCUGUAGUCCCAGCUACUCGAGAGCCUGAGGCAGGAGAAUGGCAUGAACCUGGAAGGCGGAGCUUGCAGUGAGCUGAGAUGGUGCCACUGCACUCUAACCUGGGCGACAGAGUGAGACACCGUCUCAAAAAAAAACCAGAAAACAAAAAUUAUCCAGGCGUGGCGGUGGGCGCCUGUAAUCCCAGCUACUCGGGAGGCUGAGGCAGGCAAAUCUCUUGAACCCGGGAGGCGGAGGUUGCAGUGAGCCAAGAUCACAGCAUUGCACUCCAGCCUGGGAACAAGAGUGAAAUUCCAUCUCAAAAAGAAACCAAAAAAACGAAAAAACCAUGCCGUUUGAGUACUGUGUUUUUGGUGUUGUCCAAGGAAAAUUAAAAACCUGUAGCAUGAAUAAUGUUUGUUUUUCAUUUCGAAUCUUGUGAAUGUAUUAAAUAUAUCGCUCUUAAGAGACUGUGAAGUUCCUA